Molecule: messenger RNA, 505 nt
Organism: Schistocerca nitens (vagrant locust)
Lineage: Eukaryota; Metazoa; Arthropoda; Insecta; Orthoptera; Acrididae
Product: circumsporozoite protein-like
Exons: 2
Source: RefSeq, a predicted model, not a curated record
AUGGCCGACAACAAUAUGAACACCAUCUGCGCCUCUCGCUACUUACAGCAGUCACGUCCGGCAUCAAGCACGCUCGAGAUAGAAGAUCAGAAAUUGAAGAAGAAGAAGAACAAGGUUGGCACACCUUGCGGGGACGGCACACCAAGCGGGGACGGCACACCAAGCGGGGACGGCACACCAAGCAGGGACGGCACACCUUGCGGGGACGGCACACCAAGCGGGGACGGCACACCAAGCGGGGAUGGCACACCAAGCGGGGACAGCACACCACGCGGGGACGGCACACCAAGCGGGGACGGCACACCAAGCGGGGACGGCACACCAAGCAGGGACGGCACACCAAGCGGGGACGGCACACCAAGCGGGCACGGCACACCAAGCAGGGACGGCACACCAAGCGGGGACGGCACACCAAGCGGGGACGGCACAGCAAGCGGGGACGGCACACCAAGCGGGGACGGCACACCAAGCGGGGACGGCACAGCAAGCGGGGACGGCACACCAA